AUGAGUAAAUCCACAUCAUCUCCUUUCUCAAAUCAAGCUGCCUUAUCUGGCACCAAACAGUCUACCAUCACGUCGUCCUCUAAUUCAUCUGGAUCUGGAGGAGCCUCCGCUUGGGCUCGUGGACCACCUCCUACUGCUUCAAGUUCAGGUUCAGGUUCAAAUACACCAAACUCCAAUACCAACGCUUUACCAAAUGGUAACGGCAAUGGUAUAAAUACAAAUGGAUCAAAUACAGUUCCAGUUCCAAUCACAUCCGCAGGUGGUCAUAGUAGAAAAAGCUCAAUGCUAGUCGGUGGUGGUAUGGAUAUCAAACGUGGCAAUAUCGCAUUCGGUACGGUUGAUCAUCCCAACCCUAUGCUCUCAUCAUCUCCCGCCGCUCCUUCAACAACCGGAGCUCAUUUAUCGGAUGCUGUUAAAUCUUUCGGUUCCAUCGACGCUGAAGCAUCAAACGAUCCAAAUGCUGUAAAGACAAAGAGAAUGAGUUCUUUAGGUCCCUCUUCAUCAAUCAGUACAGUAGCCGGAGGAAGUGCAGGUGCAGGUACCGCGCCAAAGAAAAACCUGGAUUUACAUUCACUUUUCGCUGGAAAAGCUCAAGCUCAAGCUCAAUCACCUGCCCCAUCUGCAAUGUCACCGCCUCUACAUGCACCUAUCCCUCCGGCUCAUGAUCGACGACAGUCAAUGGGUCAAUCAGGUUUCCAACCUGGACCCAACGGGCUACCGAAUUCCCCUUACGCUGGCUCUCCCCAUCUCCGACCACCAGGAAGUGGUCUCCCAAAUCAACAACGGUCACCGAUUCCCAAUCAAGCUAUCCCACCUUCUCAAUACAACCAUUCUGCUCCCACACACGUUCAACAAGGUUUUCGACCACCUCAACAAGGAGGUAUGCCUCCCCAGCAAUCUCAGGUCAGACCUAACGGCGUAGGUCCUCAAGGUAUGCCUAGACCGGGUAUGAUGAUGGGUCCAGGUGGAAUGGGAUCAUACGGUAUGCACCCCGGCCCUCAAGGUCCAGGUUAUCCUAUGAUGCAAUAUCCUCAGCAGAAUUACUACGGUGGUUACAAUCCCUAUGAGCAACAGCAAUACAACCAACAAUGGGCUCCCCAACAACACCCCCAAAACCAACAAUACAACAGUGUUGGAUAUAAUCCUGCUCAACAACAAUCGGGUCCUUUAUCUCCUAGAGCCGCUCAAAGCCAACUUGCCCCUUCUCAAUCACCCAUGCCCCCAUCUGCUACACUCCCCAGUAGCGGUGGUGCCAGUCCCGUUCCUACUCCCCCUACUCGACCUCCGUCCCUUAUGAGUGGUCACCAAGCUGCACCCUCCAGUGCUUCGGCCGCUUCUAUACCCGGAACUCCUCAACGGCCGAUGCCUCCUGCGUUCACUCCCCAACAGGCUCAAAGCCCUUCCACCCCUGGUUUCCCCCCUCACUUAUCUGGUUCAGCGCCAACAUUCACACCCAGACGUUCGAAUGCUAUCAAUUUCAAAAGACCUGACGGUAGUGCUUUCGAUAUCAAGGAAGUUGCGAAAGCAAGUGUCAAACCUACUUCUCCAGUACCUUCCAGUGGUCCAGCUACUCCCGAAAUCCCCAGCGAAGGAUCUCAGCAAGAAGCUCCCAAGAAAAAGCUUGCUUUGCCUGUUGUAGUAAGAAUCGAGUCAGAGGAACAGAAGAAGGCUCGAUUAGCUGAAGACGCUAAUAAAGAGAAACGCAGAUCGGAAGAAGAGAAGGAGGAAAAGGAGAGACAGGAAAGGAAAGAGAAAAAGGCAAAGGAGGAAGAAGAACGAAAGGCUAAAGAAUCGGCAGAGAAGGCCGAAAAGGAGAAAUCCGAAGCCGAAUUGAAGGCAAAGAGCGAUGCCGAGGCGGAGAAGAAGAAAGUGGAGGAAGCUUUCGCUGCUGAACAAGCCGCUGCCGCAAAGAUCGCUGAGGAGAAGGAGGCCGCAGCGAAAGCUGUCCGAGAAUUAUCGGAGAAGGCGGAACAAGAGAAAGCUGCCGCUCAUGCUGCUGCUCAAGAAGCUAGAGAGAAGGCCGAGGAACAACGACGAGCUCUUGUGACUCCUGUCACAUCUACCCCAUCUUCUCCUCUUGCUUCUCCAGCUCUCGGUGCCGGUCUUCCCGCCAAGCCAGUCGCCGCUGCUAUUAAUGGUGCGCGACGAGCCCCUCCUUCUGCCCUUGAUCUGAAAUCAUCAUCCCCUGCCCUCGGUGGCGAUGAGUCACCCAGCGCCUCUCAAUCCGCUCUCAAUACCGCCAAACCCAUCGAAGACAUCGCUUCUAUCGUAUAUCCUGGUUCUAUGAAAUCACCUCAACCCCAGCUCAACGUUGGAGCUGAACCCGGCAAGUUCAGAUACGACCGAGACUUCCUCAUGCAAUUCAUGGGUGUCUGUAGGGAGAAGCCUGAAAGUCUCCCUCCUCUUGAAGAGAUUGGUCUGGAAGCAGAUGCAUCCAGUGGAUUCGGCAGUCGAGGAGCCAGAGGCGGACGAAACUCAACCGGUCCAUCAAGUAGAAGUGCGAGUGGUGCAUCAACUGGUCUCGGUAUCGGUGGCAUCAACCGACCCUCUUUCCCUGGUCAAGGUAUGGGAUCGUUCGGAAUGGGUCAAUUCGGUUCUGGUUCAGGUUCUCUUCGUGGUACAACUAGUGAGCAACGAUAUCAAGCUGCUCUUCGAGGUGGUGCAAUGGGUCGAUCACCAAGUCAAGGUGGUCCCGGUCUUCCUGGAAUGUCUGGUCUACCUUCUAUGGGUCCCUCCACUUCUCGGUCUGGUGCUAGUCGAGGCAGUCAACGUGGAACUAAGCGAGCACCUCAAGAUCCUCGAGCAAGCUUGUCACAAGAACCCGCUCCUCCUCCUUUACAAAUCUCUGGAAACGCUUGGACUCGAACGCGGCUUGGUGGAGACGACGAAGGUUCUCCUGCUUACAUCGAGCGAAAAGUUAAAUCCCUGCUCAAUAAGCUUACUGAAGAGAAGUUCGAUGGUAUCUCCAAGCAAAUUUUGGAAUGGGCCGAUAAGUCACAGGCUGAAACUAACGGUAUGACCUUGAAGCUUGUCAUCAAGCUUAUCUUCGAGAAAGCAACCGAUGAAGCUCAUUGGUCUGCAAUGUACGCUAAACUCUGUCGGUUGUUGAUGGAAAAGUUAGACCCCAAUGUCACUGAGGUUCUUGAAGGCAAGCCCACUUCAGGCGGUAUCUUAUUCCGAAAAUACUUGCUUGGUAGAUGUCAGAUGGAUUUCGAAGCUGGCUGGAAAGCUAGGGAAGAUACAGCUGUCGCUGCUGCUGCCAAGAGCGAGGAAGACAAAGAACGAUUGGCUAAACAACAAAAGGAUAAAGAAACUGAGAAAGAAGGUGACGCUGAUGCUGAAACCGCAGCUGUCAUGCUGUCAGACGAGUACUACGCUGCUCAAAAAGCAAAGAGAAGGGGAUUAGGUUUGGUUCAACUCAUUGGUGAAUUGUACAAGCUCGAAAUGGUCUCAAAGGGUGUUAUUCGAACAUGUCUUAUUCGACUACUCGGUAAUGUCACCGAUCCCGAUGAGGAAGAUAUCGAAUCUACUGUGAAACUCUUAUCUACCAUUGGUGAAGCUUACGAUAAAGCUGCUCCUGACAACAUGAACACCGUGUUCGAGAGACUGCAACAGGUAGUCAACGCUGAAAACAUUUCUUCUCGUAUCAAGUUCAUGAUUAUGGACAUUAUGGACUUGCGAAAGGCCAAGUGGAGAUCAAGAAACAAGCAAGCCGGUGUGAUGACCAUCGCCGAGAUCCAUCAACAAGCUGCCGAGGAGAAAGCUGCUUCUGCUGCGUUAGCGAACCAAGGAUCCAUUUCGCGAGGUGGAUCCCGAGCUGGUCGAUCGAGAGACGGACCUCAACCUGGCGAAUGGCAAUCUGUUGCUCCCAAUCCACGAGCUGGACUUGGCCGACCGGCCGAUUUCUCAAACAUCGGACGUAAUAUCAGCUCAUCUGGUAUGCCUUCUGCACCUACUUUCGGACCUUCAAGUGUCUUUGCACGAAAAGGAAAGGCAGGUGCUGCUGGAACCGUUACUCCUCCUCUUUCUCGACAACCUUCUUCCGCCAACAUGUUUUCUGCCCUCAACGAAGCGACCGAUGCCGCCCCAGUUGAAGAAAGAAGAGGUAGUGCGGAUGCUGGAGAGACUGGUCCUCAAAGGAAGAAACUCCAACUCGCACCAAGAACUAAACCAUUACCAGGUGACGGAGAAGAGGGAGGUGAAGAAGGUGAAUCAGAAGAAGAGGGCGAAGCUGAGGAUGAGGAAGAAGGUGACGAUGCCGCCAAAGAAGAUAAAGCUGAAAUGGGAGAAGAAGCAGCUAAAACCAAGAUCGCUUCUGAUAUGAAAGAACUGUGGGGUGAGAAAGAUCAAGGUGGUUCAAGAGAUCCUGAAGACAUCGUCGAGUACUUCAAGACAUUGCCUGAGAACAGAAGAUCGCUGCUGGCUGUGAGAUUAUUGGAAGAUGUAUUCAGAAUAGCAAAGGAGAAAGACGCGAAGAUAGUUGCGAAAGGUUGGAAAGCUGCUUUAGAUGCUGGUGUUACGACUCCAGAGGUAUUAAGGACAGCUGUCGAGGCCAGAAUGCCAACGCUGGAUGAUGACUCGCUCGAUUUCCCAUCGGCAUUCAAAGCGAUUGGAUACUUGAUUAGACCAUUAUCGUUAACAGCAGAGGAAGUCAGUGCUCUAGGAGAUAAAAUCGAUGUUUAUGGUACACCAAGAAUAACACCUAAAGAUAAAUUUGAAAAAGCUCUUGGUCAAAUAGAAGAGGAAGAUUCCUCGGCUUAA
Kwoniella shivajii is the source of this 4761-nucleotide messenger RNA. RefSeq lists its product as uncharacterized. The record is from RefSeq and is a predicted model, not a curated record. NCBI's taxonomy places the organism in Eukaryota, Fungi, Basidiomycota, Tremellomycetes, Tremellales, Cryptococcaceae. Gene Ontology annotation, molecular function: protein binding; translation initiation factor activity; mRNA binding. Bases 1 to 4761 code for a protein of 1586 amino acids. The transcript has 6 exons. Gene Ontology annotation, cellular component: eukaryotic translation initiation factor 4F complex.